Molecule: messenger RNA, 10461 nt
Organism: Callorhinus ursinus (northern fur seal)
Lineage: Eukaryota; Metazoa; Chordata; Mammalia; Carnivora; Otariidae
Source: RefSeq, a predicted model, not a curated record
CUGACUAGAACGCCCCAGCUGGCGCAAGUCCCCAAAUCUUCGGGAGCACGGCCGACUGCGACUGCGCAGGAAUGCUGGGGCGGGUCUUCACGUCACCCCGCCCCCUUCCAGCCUGUGCGACCAAUGAACAGCUCCUGCCCCGGGGCCCGAUAAAUCCUUGGAGGCCGUAGUGAUUAGCCGAGAGAACAGCCCCGCCCUUGGCUCCUCCAGGCCCUCACUCCCCACCUCGCGCCGUCGCCGCCCCGCCUCCCUCUGCCGCCCGCCUGUCCUGCUGCGAGGUGACACAGGGCUUCGCCUGGGGAAGGGGACGAGGGAAGUAAGUUAGAUGUCGGCCUAGCGGCCUUGGCGCAGCCCCCAACAUUAUUUAAUCGCCCAACUACCACUGAUGAAGACAAGUUGGAGUAACUGCUUGAACUGAAUUUUACUGACCAGAAGACAGUCCAUUUGUUCCACUUCUUUUUGUUUUCCCUACUGCUUUGAGCUUUACUGUAACGGCUGAAAAACUUGGAAAAUAAAAUGAACAUGCUGUGGUCUUGAACAUAAUUUUUUUUUUUUGAGGAAAAAUUAAAGUGCCAGAGUGAAAGCCAGAAUGGCAUCCAGAGAGAGGCUCUUUGAACUUUGGAUGCUUUAUUGUACAAAGAAAGAUCCAGAUUACCUGAAGCUCUGGUUGGACAGUUUUGUUUCUAGCUAUGAACAGUUCUUAGAUGUUGACUUUGAAAAGUUGCCUACCAGGGUAGAUGAUGUGCCUCCAGGAAUAUCUUUGCUUCCUGAUAAUAUUCUGCAGGUUCUAAGGAUCCAGCUACUACAGUGUGUUCAGAAAAUGGCAGAUGGGUUAGAGGAACAACAACAAGCUUUGUCAAUUUUGCUUGUCAAGUUCUUCAUUAUUCUUUGCAGAAAUCUAUCUAAUGUGGAAGAAAUUGGGACUUGCUCAUAUAUUAAUCAUGUCAUCACUAUGACAACACUCUAUAUUCAGCAAUUAAAAAGCAAAAAAAAAGAGAAGGAAUUGGCAGAUCAGACAGCUAUUGAAGAAUUUGUGAUCCAUGCAUUGGCGUUUUGUGAAAGUUUAUAUGAUCCAUAUCGGAAUUGGAGGCAUAGAAUUUCAGGACGAAUCCUUAGUACUGUGGAAAAGAGCAGACAGAAAUAUAAACCAGCUUCUCUCACAGUGGAGUUUGUCCCUUUCUUUUAUCAGUGUUUUCAGGAAAGUGAACAUCUCAAGGAAAGUCUUAAGUGUUGCUUAUUGCAUCUCUUUGGAGCCAUUGUAGCCGGUGGGCAGAGGAAUGCUUUGCAAGCAAUUUCUCCAGCCACCAUGGAAGUUCUUAUGAGAGUUUUGGCAGAUUGUGAUUCCUGGGAUGAUGGAAAUCCUGAAGAAGUGGGUAGGAAGGUAGAACUUACUCUGAAGUGCCUUACAGAAGUAGUACAUAUCCUUCUCACUAGCAGCUCUGAUCAGCGUCAGGUGGAAACCAGCACUAUUUUGGAGAACUAUUUUAAAUUGCUAAAUUCGGAUCAUUCAGCUUUACCUAAUCAAAGGAGGUCCAGACAGUGGGAAAGCCGGUUCAUAGCUCUGCAGAUCAAAAUGCUGAAUACCAUCACAGCCAUGUUAGACUGCACUGAUAGGCCUGUUCUUCAGGCCAUUUUUCUUAACAGUAAUUGCUUUGAACAUCUCAUACGACUGUUACAGAAUUGCAAGGUGUUUCAGGGACAGUUGGAUUGUUUGGCUAUAUCAACUAUUCAGGCUUUGACAGCAGUAAUGAACAAAUCUCCAGCUGCUAAGGAAGUAUUUAAAGAAAGAAUUGGUUAUACACAUAUGUUUGAGGUUUUAAAAUCCCUGGGUCAGCCACCACUGGAACUACUUAAAGAACUUAUGAAUAUGGCUGUAGAGGGUGACCACACCUCAGUUGGGAUUUUGGGCAUUAGUAAUGUCCACCCUCUCUUGCUUCUUAUCCAGUGGCUUCCAGAGCUAGAAUCCCAUGAUCUGCAAAUCUUCAUCUCUGAUUGGCUGAAAAGAAUUUGUUGUAUUAAUAGGCAGAGUCGAACUACUUGUGUCAAUGCAAACAUGGGACUUCACAUCAUCAAAACCCUUGAUUCCCAUUCUUCCCUCCAUCGAACUUGUGCUGAGAACUUGAUUGCACUUCAUGGUUCCUUGGGGAGUCAGUCCGUGAGCUCAGAAGAAAUACGUCGACUACUAAGAUUGCUGAGAGUGGAUGAAUCUGAGUAUAUUCACCCUUAUACCACUCCUGUGACUCGAGCAAUUCUGACAAUGGCCCGAAAACAAAGUCUAGAGAGCGCACUGCAGUAUUUUAAUUUGUCACAUAGUAUGGCAGGAAUUUCUGUGCCUUCCAUACAGAAGUGGCCAGGGUCUGCCUUUUCUUUCAAUGCUUGGUUUUGCUUAGAUCAGAAUCAGUUGACUCUUGGCAAUGCUAACAAAGGAGGAAAAAGAAAACAAUUGUACAGCUUCUUUACAGGAAGUGGCAUGGGUUUCGAAGCUUUUAUUACCCAUUCAGGUAUGUUGGUUGUGGCAGUGUGCACAAAAAGAGAAUAUGCUACAGUUAUGCUUCCUGACCACAGUUUCUGUGAUUCCCUCUGGCACAACAUAACCAUUGUUCACAUGCCUGGAAAAAGACCCUUUGGUCAGAGCCUUGUCUAUAUCUAUGACAACGGACAGCAGAAGGUCUCUGCCCCUCUCAGAUUUCCUGCCAUGAAUGAACCUUUUAUUUCCUGCUGCAUUGGUUCAGCUGGGCAAAGAACCACCACUCCUCCACCUUCCCAAAUCCCAGAUCCACCUUUUUCUUCCCCCAUUACCCCUCAUCGGACAUCAUUUGGUGGAAUUUUGUCAUCAGCCUCCUGGGGAGGAACACUUGAAAAAUCAAAAUUGAUUACCAAAUUGAUAUCAGCUGGAACCCAAGAUAGUGAAUGGGGAUGCCCCACAUCUCUGGAGGGUCAGUUAGGGUCUGUUAUCAUCUUCUUUGAAGCACUACAGCCUCCUCAAGUGAAGGCAUUAUAUUUAGCAGGUCCAAACUGUUUAAGCCCUUGGAAGUUUCAGGAGUCUGACAUGGCUGAACUGCCUGGUAACAUCCUUCUUCAUUACACUGCAAAGGCCUGCAAAAAUUCAAUCUGUCUUGAUUUAUCUACUAAUUGUUUGCAUGGAAGAUUAACAGGAAACAAAGUAGUGAACUGGGACAUUAAGGACAUCAUAAACUGCAUAGGUGGAUUAAAUGUACUGUUUCCUCUGUUGGAACAAAUCAGCCACUUUGGUGAAGGACACAUUUCUGAAGGAAUGAAUGAAAGCACAGUUUCUGAAUUAAUAACGCCUGUAGAAGGAGAUUGGGUCAUAUUGACCUCCACAAAGGCAUCAGAGUCAAGAUUAGAAAGAAAUUUAAUUGCAACAUUUAUCUUGAUUGUGAAACACUUUAUUCAAAGACACCCUAUCAACCAGGACAAUCUUAUUCACUCUCAUGGAGUUGCCACUCUUGGUGCCUUACUUCAGAAGGUGCCAAGCUCCUUGAUGGAUGUUAAUGUACUGAUGGCAAUUCAGUUACUAAUUGAACAGGUAUCAUUAGAGAAAAAUAUACAGCUCCUGCAGCAAAUGUAUCAGUAUUUACUCUUUGACUUCCGUAUUUGGAACCGUGGAGAUUUUCCCUUUCGAAUUGGUCAUAUACAGUAUCUUUCCACCAUCAUCAAAGACAGCAGGAGAGUUUUCCGAAAGAAGUAUGGUGUGCAGUUUCUCCUAGAUACACUUAGGAUUUAUUAUGGGAGUGAUUGUAAAUAUAGUGAGCUGUCUCUAGAUGACGUUCGAACAAUAAGGACUUCUUUGUAUGGACUAAUUAAAUAUUUUCUGUGCAAAGGUGGAACUCAUGAAGAGAUACAGAGUAUUAUGGGUUACAUAGCUGCUAUCAAUGAAGAAGAACAGCUCUUCGGAAUUUUGGAUAUGCUCUUCAGUCUCCUCUGUACCAGCCCCACUAGAGGUCAGCUUUUCUUACUGCUGUUUGAACCAGGAAAUGCUGACAUACUUUAUGCCUUGCUCUUAAAUCAGAAGUACUCUGACAGACUAAGAGAAGUAGUUUUUAAGGUUAUGGAACAAAUGUUGAAAUGCACAAAUGUUUAUGAACGAAGUAAACAACGUAUUCGGCUCCGAGAAGUUGGCUAUUCAGGAUUGGGACUUCUUCUUAAUGAAGCACCCAUUAAUACCUCUCUCAUUAAAAGCCUCAUCAAUCAGAUUAUAAAUACAGAUCCUGCUAUUAAUUUCAAAGAUCUGUUGUCUGUGGUAUAUAUAUCUCACAGAACACAUAUAAAUGUCAGGGUGGUUAUCUGCAGAAAGAUUUUACAGAUUUUGCAGUCCCAGCCAGAUGCAGCACAUCAAAUAUCUCAACAAGUGGGUUGGCAAGACACUUUAGUUAGGCUUUUUUUAAAAACAAAUUUUGAAAAUGGAAAUACUCUCCAUAAGCACAGUAGGGCUGUUUCAAUGAAAGACAGUGUUAAAAAUUUCUCAGCUGAAGAUAUUAAGAGGAACUUUGAUGAAAAGAUCGAUGAGGAAAAAAUCAAUUCUUUUGCCUCAGCUAAUGUGUCUUCAGAUCAGUGGAGUUUAGAGGAUAGACACUCUCUAGACUCACACACACCAUUAUUUCAAGAAGAUAGUUCUGUGGGAGAAUUAUCUUUCAAAUCAGAGAAUCAAGAAGAAUUCUGGAAUAAUAACCCUUCACAUUUGAGUUUAGAUCUCAGUGGAAUAGACUCAUGUGAACUGAGUGACAGUGGAAGUCACAUGCCAGACAGCCUGCCUAGCACGCCAUCCCCAAUAGAAUCUACUAAAUCAUUUUCUGUGCAGUCUGACAAAGAGAGCAGCGUCAUAAGUGAUCCAGGGUUUGGUGAUGACUUCUCUUUACUUGAAAGCCAAGAGAGAUGUGAGGAGGAGCUUCUUCAGUUACUGACAAAUAUUUUGAACUAUGUAAUGUGUAAGGGACUAGAAAAGUCUGAUAAUGGUACUUGGAUUGAACGGGGGCAAGUGUUUUCAGCACUAACUAAACCAGGAAUAUCCAGUGAAUUACUUCGACCCUCAGAUGAAAUAAAAUUAAUUUUGCUACAGAACAUGUUAGAAUGGACAGUCACAGAAAACAGAGAAUCAAAAACGAAUCCAGUAACUGCUGAAAAUGCCUCCCGACUCAUCCUGAUCAUACAGGACUUUCUGCAGUCAGAGGGCCUUGUUAAUUCAAACAUGUGGACUGAGAAGCUUUUAGACAAUCUGAUGCUACUCUUCGAUGGUCUGUCAGUUUGGUAUUCUGAAGGUCAAGUAUGGGCAAAACUGCCUCAAAUUCAAAUCCAGUUGCUUCUAGGAUUCAUUGGAAGGGGAAAUUUGCAGGUUUGUGCAAUGGCAUCAGCUAAACUAAACACCCUUCUUCAAACCAAAGUGAUUGAAAAUCAGAAUGAAGCAUGUUACAUUUUAGGGAAGCUGGAACAUGUUCUAAGUCAGUCAAUUAAGGAACAGACUGAAAUCUACUCAUUUCUGAUUCCCCUGGUCCGUACCCUGGUUUCCAAAAUCUAUGAGCUUCUCUUCAUGAACUUGCACCUGCCUUCUUUACCUUUUACCAAUGGUAGCUCUUCAUUUUUUGAAGAUUUUCAAGAAUAUUGCAGUUCAAAUGAAUGGCAAGUUUACAUCGAAAAAUAUAUCGUGCCUUACAUGAAGCAGUAUGAAACCCAUACAUUUUAUGAGGGUCAUGAGGACAUGGCACUUUAUUGGAAGAAUUGUUAUGAAGCCUUAAUGGUGAAUAUGCAUAAACGAGACCGGGAAGGAGGAGAAAGCAAGCUUAAGUUUCAGGAGUUUUUUGUGGAACCAUUUAAUAGAAAAGCCCGCCAAGAGAACCUGAGGUAUAAUAAUACACUUAAACAACUUAGCAAUCAACAGUUAAUCACUCUGAGACGCUGGAAGGCAGUACAGCUCUAUCUUACAUCUGAAAGGGGACCUUGGGCUGAAAGGAAACAAAAUCCAAUUCACUGGAAACUAGCUAACGUAGAAAAUUAUUCCCGCAUGAGACUUAAAUUGGUGCCAAAUUAUAACUUCAAAACUCAUGAAGACGCUAGUGCUUUGAGAGAUAAUCUAGGCGUCCAACACUCACAGCCUUCCAGUGAUUCAUUGCUUUUGGAAGUAGUGAAACAAGUAAAAGUUAGCAAUAUGGAGGAGGAUAAAUUAGACCUUCCUGAAGAAGACUUAACAGCCAGAGUAAAUAUUGAUGAGAAAGAAGAACAGGAUCAAAAAGAAAAAUUGGUGUUGUCGGAAGACUGUGAACUCAUUACAAUAAUUGAUGUAAUUCCUGGCAAAUUAGAAAUCACUACUCAACACAUUUACUUCUAUGAUUGCAGCAUUGAAAAAGAAGAUGGAGUAGGCUUUGAUUUCAAGUGGCCUCAUUCUCAAGUUCGGGAGAUUCAUCUGCGGCGUUACAAUUUAAGGAGGUCAGCUCUUGAGAUUUUUCAUGUUGACCAAUCCAACUACUUUCUCAAUUUCAAAAAAGAGGUUAGAAACAAAGUAUAUAGCAGACUGUUGUCACUUCAUUCUCCAAAUAGUUAUGGAACCAGAUCACCACAGGAAUUAUUCAAAGCAUCAGGAUUGACACAGAAAUGGGUGAACAGAGAGAUAUCAAAUUUUGACUACCUCAUUCAAAUAAAUACAAUGGCAGGACGAACCUAUAAUGACCUUGCACAGUAUCCUGUGUUUCCCUGGAUUUUACAAGAUUAUACGUCAGAAGAGUUGGACCUUAAUAACCCAUCUGUAUUUCGAGAUCUUUCCAAACCAAUUGGGGUAGUUAAUGAUAAAAAUGCCAAAGCCAUGCGAGAAAAGUAUGAAAAUUUUGAGGAUCCCAUGGGAACUAUUGAUAAAUUUCAUUAUGGUACUCACUAUUCAAAUUCUGCUGGGGUUAUGCACUAUCUUAUUCGUACAGAACCAUUCACCACCCUCCACAUCCAGCUUCAGAGUGGAAGGUUUGACUGUGCAGAUCGACAGUUCCAUUCCAUCCCUGCCACAUGGCAGGCUCUCAUGGACAACCCAUAUGAUGUGAAGGAACUUAUUCCUGAAUUCUUCUAUUUCCCAGAGUUUUUGGAAAAUCAAAAUCAAUUUAACUUGGGUUGUCUACAAGUUUCCAAAGAAGUAGUAAAUGAUGUCAUUCUCCCCAAAUGGUCUAAGUCAGCUGAAGAUUUCAUCUAUAAACAUAGGAAAGCUCUGGAGUCUGAAUAUGUUUCUGCUCAUCUUCAUGAAUGGAUAGAUCUGAUUUUUGGCUAUAAACAGAGGGGGCCAGCGGCAGUGGAAGCACUCAAUGUUUUCUAUUACUGUAGUUAUGAAGGAGCUGUGGAUCUGGAUGCCUUAACAGAUGAGAAGGAAAGAAAAGCCUUAGAAGGGAUGAUUAAUAAUUUUGGGCAGACACCUUGUCAACUGUUAAAGGAACCACAUCCUCCUAGAUUGUCAGCAGAAGAAACAGUGCAGAAGCAGACCAAAACAGACACUUCAACCCUAAACCUAUUUCAACACCUCUCUGAACUCAAGUCAUUUUUUAUAGAGGGAAUUAGUGAUGGUGUUCCACUAAUAAAGGCCAUUGUCCCCAAAAAUCAGUCUCGUUCUUUUAUGUCUCAAGGCAGUCCUGAGUUACUGAUAACAGUAAGCAUGAAUUACAUUGUUGGAACCCAUGGAUGGCUGCCUUAUGACAGAAACAUUUCUAAUUACUUUACAUUCAUCAAAGAUCAAACUGUAACAAAUCCAAAAACUCAGCGUAGUAUGAAUGGUCCUUUUGCUCCAGGGCUGGAGAUCACUUCUAAGCUAUUCAUAGUAUCACAUGAUGCGAAGUUGCUUUUCAGUGCUGGACACUGGGAUAAUAGCAUUCAAGUGAUGUCACUUACAAAAGGGAAAAUUAUUUCACACAAUAUCAGACACAUGGAUAUUGUGACUUGUUUAGCUACAGAUUACUGUGGAAUACAUUUGAUUUCUGGUUCCAGAGACACUACAUGUAUGAUAUGGCAAAUCACACAACAGGGAGGUAUUCCUGUGGGCUUAGCGUCUAAACCCUUUCAGAUUCUGUAUGGACACACUGAUGAGGUAUUGAGUGUUGGCAUCAGCACUGAACUAGACAUGGCAGUGUCAGGAUCAAGGGAUGGCACUGUGAUUAUACAUACCAUUCAGAAAGGUCAAUACAUGAGGACUUUACGGCCACCUUGUGAGAGUUCUCUGCUCCUGACUAUUCCUAAUUUGGCUAUAUCCUGGGAAGGACAUAUUGUCAUCUAUUCUAGCGUUGAAGAAAAGACCAAUCUCAAGGAUAAGAAUGCAUUACAUCUGUUUUCUGUAAAUGGCAAGCAUCUAGGGUCCCAAGUCCUGACAGAACAAGUAUCAGAUAUAUGUAUCACUGGAGAACAUAUUAUCAUGGGCAGUUUACAAGGCUUCCUGUCCAUAAGAGAUCUCCACAGUUUGAAUCUCAGCCUGAACCCAUUAGCCAUGCGAAUGCCUAUCCACUGUGUUUGUGUAACCAAAGAAUACAGCCAUAUUCUUGUAGGAUUAGAAGAUGGCAAGUUGAUUGUAGUGGGUGUUGGCAAGCAAGCUGAGAUGCGUUCAGGUCAGCUUUCUCGAAAACUGUGGGGAUCUAGCAAGCGACUCAGCCAGAUUUCAGCUGGAGAAACUGAAUAUAAUACUCAAGAUUCCAAGUGAUUACUAUUUCCAUCUUCUGUCAUGGAUACAUGAAACUUGAUUUACUGCUUUGUCACUUUAACCACAUCUCUCAACUAUCUGAAAUGUAUCAGGGCUUUUAUCACUGAAAAUCAUUUAGAAAUUACCAAAAUUCAGUAUGCUAUGUGUGUAUAAAGACACAGGUUGUAUUAUUAUCCACUUUAAAAAUUUCUGGUUAACAAUGAAUCCAGUCUUAUUGACUAAUUCUUGAUCUACAUCAAGGUGGAUUUACGAAAAUACAAUUGAAUUAGAUUUGAGGUUCAUUCCUAAAGAUCAUUAGAGCCACUGGGGGAGAAAACUUCCAAAAAUGAAGAAGUUGGAUAUAAUUCCAUUAUUCUAAACAGCAAAAUUUAAGGUAUUUCUAAGAAGAGGACAGAUAGUGGGACAGUUGAGAGAUAUGGCUUUUAAUGUAUUCUUUAGUUAAUCAUUUUCCUAUUUACUGACCACCAUAUUUAAAAAUACAUAAGCUUAUUUAUGGAACUCCUGAUUGGGGUAAUAUUUUAAAGGCAUCUGUUGCACACUUGGAUUUUCAAAACUCAGUGUAAAUUACAGGUUUUCAUGAUAAGUUGAAUAUAAGACAGUUGAAACCGGUACAUUGGGUCAUUCCACUACUACUUAGCAUAUUACUAAUGAGAACUUACUAAAAUAUAUUAUUAUGCUUAAAUAAUAAAGGUUAAGUAGGAAUAAGAGAAACUAGAGAUAUAUUUUGCAGAUGUAUUUCAUUAGUAGUAUAAUUAAGGAAAAUGCUGAUUAUGAUUUUGACAGGUGGACUCUUUAAGUAUUAGCAUUUGCAACACAAUUUAUAUCUGCAAAGUUCAAAUUUUCUUCGCUUAUUCUUUACUAAGCAAAUACUGUGUCUUUCCUCAUAAUUAGAAGUGUUAGCAAUGAUACCAAAUACAUUAACAUUUUUACCUAACUUCCAUGUGAUUGAUAAAUGAAUUGAAAAGAUACGCAUCACUUAAAUUAGUCAUUUAGAUAUAGUAAUUUUUAAAAACAUUUCUAUUUCAUGUUAUGUAUAACUUUUAAGAUUAUAAUUAAUGUUAUUAUACAUAGUUAAGUGUUACAUAUGCUUAAUGUUCAAUAUUUUAAAGUAAAAAGCUGAUAGAUUUAUUUUGAAAUUCAAAGAGAUUGUUAAACCUGCUUUUAUAAGGUCAUCUUGAGUUAGGUCAGAGAGCUUUUACAACUACAAGUGUCCUUAAACUGAGAUUCCAUGGGUUUGGGGGAAUUUAUGAAUCCCCUGAAAUUAUGUGGAAAUUCCAUGUGUUAACUGCAUUUUUUUCAGAAGUGAGUGUGUGGCUUUCAUUAAGGGGUCUGUGAUCAGAAGGAAAAAAAAAAGACUUCUCACAGUAAUAGUUUCUUAUGAAAUAAUAAUAUUCCUUUUUAUUCCGCAAAUCAUAGAUUUCCUUACAUCUAGUUGUCUUCUCAAUGGCAUCUUUAAGAAACUUUCCCUCUGUAAUUGUUCUCUUCAGUUGUCCACAGUAUCCAAUACCAUUCUCUUUAUAAUCCUAUGAGUAAGUAAAAAAAAUUAAGAGAAAUACAGGAUUCAGUUUAGGGAAGCUUUUUGAAUAGAUGUGAUCUGUUUGAGUCAGGAAUAAUAACUUAUAGAAGAAUUUUCCUUCCAAUUAUUUAAAAUCCCCUGUUUUGUUUAGUAAAAAAAAAAACCGAACAGUUAUGUUUUAGGUAAAUAACACUGAAAUAAACUGGUGCAGCAAGUGUAAAAUAGAGCAUAUGUAAAUGUAAAGAUUUCCUUUUUAAGGACUUCAGAAAUUUGU